This is a messenger RNA of Tilletiaria anomala UBC 951, 808 nucleotides long. RefSeq names its product alpha/beta-hydrolase. The transcript is spliced from 2 exons. NCBI's taxonomy places the organism in Eukaryota, Fungi, Basidiomycota, Exobasidiomycetes, Georgefischeriales, Tilletiariaceae. The annotation marks the transcript as partial. Gene Ontology annotation, molecular function: hydrolase activity. The record is from RefSeq and is a predicted model, not a curated record.
CCGCUCGGCGCCUUGGCAUUCGCGUAGUGGAUAGUGACUAUGCCAAAGCGCCCGAGCACCCCUUCCCGGCGUGCUGGCAGGAUGCAGCAGACGUGAUCAGGUGGACGCUCGGGCAGCCGUGGUGCUCGGGCAGCGUCGCACUGACCGGCUGGUCUGCCGGUGGGAGUCUCACGAUUGGCUUCUGUGCGCCGAACAUCGCAAAGAAGUACGGCCUCAGCCAGCAAGAGACCGACGCGAUCAAGGGUGGCAUCAGUUUCUACCCGCCUAUGGGCGCGGAAAACGACGCACGCGUAGCGGGCAAGAAUGCCAAGAGCAAUGAGUGGUUGCAGGAAAAUGGGAUCCCCGGAAUUGGGUUCACAAUGAGGAUGCUCGACUUCUUCAACGCCUGCUACAUGCUGAAGACGGACCCAUCCGAGAUUCCAAAGCUGCCCGAGCUCACACCGAUCCUGCAGUCUUCGCCCGCUUCCGUGUGGACCAAGCCGCUGACGAUCGUCACCGCCGAGUACGACACGCUGCGCGACGAGGCCGAGCAGUUCGUGCAGAACCUGCAGGCGGACGGGCAUCCGGACGUCGUGGUAUACACAGCGAAAGAGACGAGCCACGGGUGGGAAACGAGAAUCACGCUCAAUGAGGAGCAGUGGACAGCCAGCACUAAGGGCGGCUUGGCUACCAAAGAGGCGUAUAAUUUGGUGGAGACGAGGCUCAAGAAGGUGCUCGGCCUGUGACAGGCAGGCGGUGCUCACUUAUUGCAGAACUGUAGUAUAACAAGGUGGCUCUAACCUUAACCGUGCAAGCGCCUGGACCUGGC